AUGCCACCCACCAAUUUCUCUACUCUCGCACGCCGCUACUCAAGCUACAACUGCACCGACUAUCUCUACAUGCGAGAAUGCGAACCCCACCGCAUCAUCAUCAGUGCCAUCGUCGCCUUAGUCAUUUUUCUCGUCAUAGUGGUCAUCGUCCUGCUCUGCGUCCGGCACCGCAAGCACAAGACUCGCAACGCCCAAGCUCAAGCUCAAGCUCAAGCGCAAGCGCAACACCGAAACCCACAGCUGCAGAAACAGACUGUGCUUGCAAUGUACGACGCAGAGCCUGAGCUGCGAGCUCCGCCGCCGGCAUAUGCUAGAUUCGACCCGGAAAGCGGCGUGAGGAGGGGCGUGUGA
Messenger RNA from Paraphaeosphaeria sporulosa, 351 nucleotides. RefSeq lists its product as uncharacterized. The transcript has a single exon. The record is from RefSeq and is a predicted model, not a curated record. The coding region runs from base 1 to 351 and encodes 116 amino acids. NCBI's taxonomy places the organism in Eukaryota, Fungi, Ascomycota, Dothideomycetes, Pleosporales, Didymosphaeriaceae.